Messenger RNA from Bradysia coprophila, 1918 nucleotides. RefSeq lists its product as uncharacterized. Lineage: Eukaryota; Metazoa; Arthropoda; Insecta; Diptera; Sciaridae. The record is from RefSeq and is a predicted model, not a curated record.
AGUUUAUAUUUACCGCUCAUAGCGCUCAACGUCAAUAAGCUAUUUCGAAACUUUGUUCCGAUUUUUAACAGUGUCAGUUUACAAAAUGCAUUAUUUACUCGUCUUUCUAAUGCUUAGUGUUGCGUGCUCUAUGGUUGUAAGUUGCAUACCAAUGCACUGCAAGCAAAAUCAGCCAACGACAGAAUCUAUAGACAGCGCUUUCUUGAUUGCUCUGGAUGAAUCGCUGUCCCGGUGUGGACAAUACAAAAUUGAUAUUCGUGAUCUGACAAUAUCUCAGUUCCAAGAGCACUUUCAAGCGGGUAGACUGACUUCUGCGGAACUGACACAGUGCUAUCUGGAUCGAAUCGAGCGUAUCGAUGUUCACCUGAAAUCAGUCAUCGAAAUUAAUCCGGAAGCAAUUACAUUGGCUAGAAAAGCUGACAGGGAACGAAGUGCAAAUUCGAAUCAAUCUCCCAUGCAUGGCAUUCCGAUUCUGAUUAAGGAUAACAUUGGUACCGCCGAUUGUAUGCAAACAACUGCAGGUGCAGUAGCCUUAGAAAAUAUAAAACCUAAGUACGACGCGGAUGUCGUACGCCGAUUGCGGAAGGCUGGAGCGAUAAUCUUAGGAAAAACCAAUUUGUCAGAAUGGGCGUCGUUCCGAGACACCAGCACACCAAACGGAUGGAGUGGUCGCGGAGGACAAACAGUUUCCGCUUAUGUAAUGAAUGCUGAUCCGUCCGGUUCUAGCACAGGUUCAGCAGUGUCUGUGUCGACAAAUCUGGCAACUGUAUCAUUGGGAACGGAGACCGAUGGUUCGAUUAUUUCGCCGGCCUCGCGGAACGCAGUUGUUGGUCUAAAGACAACGAUUGGCAAAGUUUCAACAAGGGGUGUGAUACCCCUAUCGUUUUCGAGAGAUGUGGUUGGUCCGAUGGCUCGAACUGUACAAGACGCUGCUAUUUUAUUGGGUGCCAUUUCCGAUAUUGAUUUACACGGAUGUGAUGUGGAUGUUAGUGCUUGUCUCCCGGAAAAGAAUUUGACGAUUGGGGUUUUGCGAGAAAUGUUUUGGAUCUCAUGGGAUACAAUCGGAACUUUGUCUCAACUUGACAAUUGUUUGAAUAACAUAAAUAAAGUCAAACUGGUGCAAGUUAUAGAUCCGGCUUUGAGUCCUAAGCCAAUUCCAGCAAUCAAAGAAGAAGUCGUCGUCAUCUUUGGCCACGAGUUUAAAUUUUCGAUAAACAACUACUUACGCGAUGACGUUGAUCAUUUCGAAUCCGAACUGGGCAGAAAUAUAUCAAGCCUGGCUGACAUCAUUCAGUACAACGAAAUCAAUCCACCAAACGAAGGUUACAGACAGCGUCUACUCAAAUUGGCCGAGUUUACAGACGGUCUGGAAAGUGUAACGUACAUCAAUGCGAAGAACCAAAGCCGCGAACAAUCGAUUUCGUUCUUAGAUUCCAUUUUCGAAAAGUACGAAGUGGAUGUUUUGGCUUCUCCGUGCCAUCUGUUGUAUUCGUAUGGAGCGUUUGCGGGAUAUCCAUCAAUUUCGGUGCCCGUAGGAGUCGAUAGUACAAAUACAGGUUUGCCGUUCGGAUUGUGUCUAUUGGGUAAACUUAAUUCGGAACCUGAGCUACUCAAGUUGGGACACAUCAUUGAAUUGUCUAGAUCGAGUGAACGACCAGUUCCACGUUUUAUCAGAGAUAAAGAAUGAUAUCCUUUUUGAUCAAUUUUAAAGGCCCGUACACACUUACACCGAUAGUACUUUUUCAAACCAGAUUUUUUAGUGGAAACCCAUGUUUUAACCGGACAUACCUAAGCCAUAAAUGUUCGAAUAUAUUUGUAUUUUAAUUAUUAAACAUUGUGAUGCUGCAUCAAAACCCUAUUACAAAGAAUAGUUUAAUUAAUUGAUGUGAAUACGAAUGACGAAAUAGAGCAAAUAAAU